GGGUGGGGCGCCAGAGGGAGAGAGAACGUCCUCUAGCUGUGUGCAAGGACACGGCCCUGAACGGUAAAACAGCUUUACUGCUGUUUCCAGCAUCUUGCGGGACGGGGAAAAGGUUCAUCAAUCGAUUUGAGUUUCGACUUUGGGAUAAGUGCGUGUUUAGCGUUUAUACACUGAAUUGUGAUUGCCUGAAUUAAGUUUUCAAACGUUGGCGUGUCACGAAUUUGAAGAAGUUUCCAAAAGUUUUCCAAAACUGCAAACUCCAGUCGGACGACAGGAGAGGAGAUAAUAUGAUUCUUCAAGGAGACCAGCUCCCUCUCCAAUAAGAUAAUGGAGUCUUACAUCUGUGGAGGAUGGUGGCGAUGGAAGUUCCGUAACGUCCUGCCAGUUGCCCUGCUGUUGAUGUCCCUGCAAAGACAAGCAGUGUUGAGCUGUAGUAACUCCAACUGCGUUGUGGUGCUCAAGGACUCCCAGGGUGAAUUCAACUCCCCCUGCUACCCACAAGAUUACCCCAGUAGUCAGGCCUGCAAGUGGACUCUGCAGGCUCCAGCUGGAUUCAUUGUGCAAAUAACCUUCUCUGACUUUGAGCUUGAGGAGGCCCUUGGGUGCAUCUACGACCGCAUCAUUGUCAACACCGGCAACCAAGAUGUUAAGUUUUGUGGCUUAACAGCCAAAGGACUGACGCUAAACUCCACCGGCAAUGUGAUGGAGGUGUCAUUUAACUCAGACUUUAGCGUCCAAAAGAAAGGCUUCAGUGUCAGUUACAGGCAAGUUGCCGUGGCGCUAAGGAACCAGAAGGUCACAGUGUCCAACGGCGCAGGCAAAGUGGUCCAAGUCUCCAACUCGGUGACCAUACCUACCCUUCAGCAGUUCACCGUGUGCUUCGAGAUAGCCCGGCCCAACCAAAAGAGCAAGGAGACUAUCUUCUCUUACACCCGGCUAGAGGACAGCAGCGGUGAAGAAGCCCUCAGCUUCGGAAAUAACCAGGAUGGAAUGGCACUGGUCAUGAUUAACGAGACAUGUCUGAUAGACUCUAUCCUCAACGCCUCAGACUUCACUUCCACCAUGAAGCAAUUCUGUCUCACGUGGGCCUCCACCACAGGCAAAGUGACCCUCUACUUCAACAGCAUCUACAGGGUCAAGACCUGCUCCAACACGAUUGGGCACUCGGUGGGGGCUGGGGGGCUCUUCAGGCUGGGGUCCCAUAGUAGCUUUGAUGGGACCAUCUAUAACUUCCGCCUGUGGGAUUAUGCCAUGGACAUGACACAGCUGGUCGCCCUCACCUGUGAUGCUGUCGGCAACGUCAUCGACUGGGACAACAGCUUCUGGGACAUCCCCUCUUCACUGGCACAGACGGACAGCGCACUGAGCUGCAUCUGUUUCCCACAUUGCAUACACUUAACAACGGCUGCUCCAUCUAGUGGUACCUCUGUACCCGUCUAUACAUCACAAACCACCAGCUGUGCCUCUCCUGGACUGGGCUGCCCAGCAACAUUAACUUCCACCAGCUCAUCCAUUGUCACCACUAACAUGAUUGCUACUAAUUCAACAACCCACGUUCUCUCUGCUACCACUUCAUCUGCCACCACUACUAGCAUGCCUCUAACUACCAGCUCAUCAACUGUUCAAACCACUACCACGACCACUCCUGCAGCUACAACUAAUGUGCCGACAUUACCCAGCACAACCACUGCAACAUUAACUUCCACCAGCUCAUCCAUUGUCACCACUAACAUGAUUGCUACUAAUUCAACAACCCACGUUCUCUCUGCUACCACUUCAUCUGCCACCACUACUAGCAUGCCUCUAACUACCAGCUCAUCAACUGUUCAAACCACUACCACGACCACUCCUGCAGCUACAACUAAUGUGCCGACAUUACCCAGCACAACCACUGCAACAUUAACUUCCACCAGCUCAUCCAUUGUCACCACUAACAUGAUUGCUACUAAUUCAACAACCCACGUUCUCUCUGCUACCACUUCAUCUGCCACCACUACUAGCAUGCCUCUAACUACCAGCUCAUCAACUGUUCAAACCACUACCACGACCACUCCUGCAGCUACAACUAAUGUGCCGACAUUACCCAGCACAACCACUGUUACUCAAACCAUUAUCCCAUCUGCAGCAGCCGCUACUAACACAACUCUAUUCUACAGCACAACCAAUGAGGGUCUUUUCUACAGGAUCUCCUUUGUUGUCAAUGACAAGGAGGCCAAACUAACAGAGUCUGAUGUUGAGAAAACUGUUGCACAAUGGCUCAAUCAAACAUUCCAAAACUGGACACAUGUGGUCUAUGUCGAUAAUUUCAGAAUCCAGCCUAACAGUGACUCACAACUUAAGAGGAGUGCCAGUAAAAAAUUCACUUGCCAGGCCCUGCUGGUCUAUCAGACCAGCACCAAUGUGACCCUGGAAGAAGUAGCCAUCUCCACCAGGAUGGUGGGAAGCAGCCCUAACAUUGGCAAUGGACUGGAGCUAGAAACUGUCGACGUGCAGUCUGUCGAGAACUGCCCAGAGGAAACUCCCCUCCAUUAUAUCUGGCCAGAGAGCAGACCAACGGUCACUCAGUAUGUCCCCUGUUUCCCCAACAAAGACCAGACUGCAUCCAGAACAUGUGUGAUCAGCCCCCUGAAUUACACAGCGUUUUGGGGCACCCCAGACAUCAGUAAUUGCACUGAUAUCGAUUCCAUCAAUGUUUCAGCAGAGAACGCUGCUGAAGUUGCCGACCAGCUUGCUGACAUCACCAACAACGAGCUCUCCACAGACGAGGUGUUCAAGGUGGUGGGCAAAGUGAAGGAGCUGGUCAACGUGGCCAAGAUCAACACCACUCUGGCCACCACCGUAUUGAACAUCAUCUCCAACGUGAUGACCAGCUCUGUGUCAGCCCUGGCUGUAGCCUCAGAGAGGACAUUGAAGACGGUGGAUGAGCUGGUUCAGAAGUUAGAGUUUGAUGGGCCUUCAGUGAGCAUCACCUCUAAAAAUCUGGCUCUAGGCAUCUCAACACUAAACCAUGGCAAGUUCAACGGGACCUCCUUCAGUGCCUUCAUACAGCCCAACACCACAGACCUCCAGAUUGACUUUGAGUCUAAUCAGCUGAAUCCCCUGGCUCAGGUCACACUGCCAGCUACUUUGCUCAAAAACCUAACCGACGCUGAGACCGCUGCCAUCUCCAGGAUUAACUUCAUGUUCUUCAGCAAGAUAGGACUAUUCCAGGACAAACAGGACGGGAUGUCUCUUAACAGCUAUGUCGUGGCCAGCAGUGUGGGAAAUUACUCCAUCAGUAACCUGCAGGAUCCCGUGGAGAUUGAGAUAGUACACCUGAAUUACCAGCCAAAGCCAAAGCCAACCUGCAUGUUCUGGGAUUUUACCAUGAAAAAUGACUCAGGUGGCUGGAACAGUAAAGGCUGCAGGGUUAGUCCCAUGUCCAAUGGAAACAAGACUAUCUGCCUCUGUGACCAUCUCACACACUUUGGCAUCCUAAUGGAUAUCUCUGGAUCUGCUGCACAGAUUGAUGAGAAAAACACCAAGAUUCUUACCUUCAUCACCUACAUCGGAUGUGGCAUAUCGGCCAUCUUCUCUGCUGUAACGCUUCUGACUUAUAUCGCCUUUGAGAAGUUGCGUCGUGACUACCCAUCCAAGAUUCUGAUGAACCUGAGCACGUCACUGCUCUUCCUCAACAUGGUGUUCCUAUUGGAUGGGUGGCUGGCCUCCUUCGAAAUGGAGGGCCUGUGUGUGGCUGUGGCCAUCUUCCUCCACUUCUUCCUGCUCACAUCCUUCACCUGGAUGGGCCUUGAGUCCAUCCACAUGUACAUCGCCCUGGUCAAAGUUUUCAACACCUACAUCCGGAGGUACAUUCUCAAGUUCUGCAUCGUCGGCUGGGGUCUGCCUGCUGCGAUAGUUGCUACAGUGGUAGCUAUUGACAAAAACUCCUAUGGGAAAAUGGAGUAUGGAAAGGGGGACACUGGACAAGGCUCUUCUGAAUUCUGUUGGAUCCGGAGCCAUGUGGUGUUCUAUGUAACGUGUGUGGGCUACUUCUCUGUCAUCUUCCUCCUGAACGUGGCCAUGUUCAUCGUGGUUAUGAUCCAGAUCUGCGGUCGCAACGGGAAGCGCAGCAACCGCACUCUGCGUGAGGAGGUGCUGAGGAACCUGAGGAGCGUCAUCAGUCUCACCUUCCUCCUGGGCAUGACCUGGGGCUUCGCCUUCUUCGCCUGGGGACCCGUCAACCUGGCCUUCAUGUACCUCUUCUCCAUCUCCAACUCACUGCAAGGUUUAUUCAUCUUCAUAUUCCACUGUGCACUGAAGGAGAAUGUCCAGAAACAGUGGAGGAGAUACUUGUGUUGUGGCAGAUUCCGCCUGGCAGACAACUCAGACUGGAGCAAGACGGCCACUAACAACACCAAGAAGGUCAGCUCAGACACGGUGGGGAAGUCCCUGUCCUCCAGCUCUUUUGGCUCCAGUACAGCAAACUGGACUUCCAAGGCCAAAGCAACUCUAAACCCCUUUGCAAAGCGCAACAGUAAUGCAGAUGUAGCCCACCAAUAGCACGAAGGAAAACCUCCUGAGGUAAAGGUUACUCCAACCAGACCAAUCCUAAAAGUGUCUCCUUGGAUGGUGAGGCCUCCUCUUCCUCCUCCUCCAUCAUCCCAGUGCACCAAGUCAUUGACAAGGUCAAAGGUUACUGCUCGGCGCGCUCUGACAACUUCUACAAGAACAUCAUCAUGUCGGACAGCUUCAGCCACAGCACCAAGUUCUAGACCACCCAGCACUUCUCUUCUUCUCCCUGCUUUUUCUGCUAGCCCCUAACCAGUGGUGAUCUCCCCCAGUCCACAGUCUCACCCCAGGGUUGUAGCUUCCAGAGCAGCAGGGCUGUAUUGUUUUUACUGUACAAUAUUUGACUUAAUCAGCUGGUCCAGUCAGUGAGAUGUACUGAAAAGGGAAGUGGGGAAAUGCAUAGUUCUGUAGAAAAGGGAAGGGCUACGCGGAGAAUGGAGUUUGGGAUUUACAUACUGUGACAUUAAUCUUUAACUGGCUAUGUGUUGUGUAAAUAUUUAUGGUAUAUCUAAUACGCCCCCUAUAAUUGAUUCUCAGUUGGUGUUGCACAUGCCUUGGGUUUUCAGUAGGGUCACCUUUCCUGUUCAGAACUAUCAACAAUCUUAACUGUUUUGUUCUCAUUCUGCAAUCUGUAGAAAUCCAGUAUGAGCAACAGGGAAGCAAAAUCCUCCAAUCUGGACCAAAUGUUCAGGCUUAGGCCUAUAUUUCAAACCCAAAGACUACCAAACAUGAGGGAGUUUUUAAAAGCUGUAGUAUUGUCAAUGUGUGCUCAAAAGGAACAGGUUGAGGUGUAGUUCUGGCUUUAGUCAUCUAUUUGUGAAUCCUGUGUGUGUUUAUUUGCUGGAAAGCAAUGUUAUGUUCCUUUACAGUGCCUUGCAUGAGGAGGUUUUGCAUAAAGUACUUUAUCUUGGUCAGCGUACCAACAUCAUCAUCACGACUAUGUUAUAUUUGUCAUGUAUAUAUUUUUAAACCUUCAGAUGCUCUACUACUGAAUAGCACAUGCAGAAAUGGAUGUCUGGUAUUGGUCCAUUCACUACUACUUCAUUUUGGUCACUUCGAUUUAGGACAACCUCUGUGGGUGAUCUGUGUUUAAAGUGUCAUUUAGUCUGACCCUUCUAUGGAUAGAGGUUACCAGAGCCAUGUAUUUACAAUACAUAUAUGGCUGUAGAGGUUACUAAACCCGCAGCCAUUAAACUUAGAUUUGGUAAGAGAGUUUCAUAAACAUUCCACAUUGAAUUGUUCCGCAGUACAGCAACUCACAACAUACUGUAAUGAUUGAAAAGGGACGACAAAACACUGGCAUUAUUUGUUCAUCCACGUUCAUGCCAACAUUUUAAAAUGGCAACAUGUUAAUCUGCUCUUCCAUGUUGCUUUAGUUAGCUUAAUAUGGUAGUCUUAUUUUCCCACCAAUAGGGGAAUUGAAUAUAUUGCAUUACGUUAAAUGUUGCUGUGUGAGCUAUUGUUGUUUGUGUUUGUGAAGCGAUGGAACAAUGUUGUUUAAAAGUGUCUUUAUAUUUAUUUCUAUAGAGCUUUUUGCAUUUGUUAUUUCUCUUGAAUCCCCAAUGCCAGUUGAUCAGGACUAUGCCCCUGGAUAGAUAGAUAUACUGUUUUUGGAAAGAUGGACCUUGGUGGGCAAACAAAGCAUCGCUCUUGACCUGGGCAGGCGAACUGGGCCAGUUAUAUUUUGGAAGCAGUCUGUGUUCUCAACUGUUCUUUUCCAGCAUCAGGAAAAUAAUCGGAGCAUCAAUGAGAAAUUCCCUCAGGGGCCAAAUUUCAAGAGGUAAUGUGGUGUUGAACAGAUUUGGGGUCUUCAUUUCAAGAACGUGUGGGAAGGGAUUACAGUGGGUUGAGAUCGUAAGAUGGAGUUCUCAUCUUUACAGUGAAUUGGAAAAUGACUGCUGGCAUCAUCUUUAUACAUAUUUGAAUAAGAUAUUCCAAAAUACAAAUUUCCCAAUAUUCAACAAAGUAGUUAUCAACCUUUAUCAAGUAAUGUUAUUUGUUAUAGGCUAUUAUUUAGAGGUGCACAUUGUUCUAUCAAUGCAGAGAGAAUCCAGACAUCAUUUUCUCUGAUUCAUUUGUACAUUUCCCUAUUAAUUAAAUAAUGUUUCCAGGACAAAGAGCUUGGAAAUGACGAUGGUUAGAUCCAAACCAAUAUUGUACUUAGAUGUAUCACUGAUUUAAUAUGGAUGGUCUGGGUCUAUUUGAAAACAUUCUCCAAACCCUGUCAUUAGUUUUUCCCCAACUUUUGUCAAUAAUAUAUUUUCUUGAAGCUGUCUCUGUAUGUCUCAACACCAUUGAUGAAUUGUGUUUCACCAAUAAAGGCAAUUAAAAGAACUGAAAUGUA
This is a messenger RNA of Oncorhynchus kisutch (coho salmon), 6892 nucleotides long. Its product is annotated as adhesion G-protein coupled receptor G6. Gene Ontology annotation, biological process: adenylate cyclase-activating G protein-coupled receptor signaling pathway; cell surface receptor signaling pathway; heart trabecula formation. NCBI's taxonomy places the organism in Eukaryota, Metazoa, Chordata, Actinopteri, Salmoniformes, Salmonidae. The transcript is spliced from 36 exons. Gene Ontology annotation, cellular component: plasma membrane. Gene Ontology annotation, molecular function: G protein-coupled receptor activity; laminin binding. The record is from RefSeq and is a predicted model, not a curated record. The coding region runs from base 328 to 4539 and encodes 1403 amino acids.